This is a messenger RNA of Pelobates fuscus (common spadefoot toad), 1625 nucleotides long. Its product is annotated as zona pellucida sperm-binding protein 4-like. Gene Ontology annotation, biological process: prevention of polyspermy; binding of sperm to zona pellucida. Gene Ontology annotation, molecular function: acrosin binding; structural constituent of egg coat. Gene Ontology annotation, cellular component: egg coat. Bases 9 to 1625 code for a protein of 538 amino acids. The transcript has 12 exons. Lineage: Eukaryota; Metazoa; Chordata; Amphibia; Anura; Pelobatidae. The record is from RefSeq and is a predicted model, not a curated record.
UUGCCAGAAUGGGGUGGUCUAGUGGUGUGGCUGUUAUAGUUGCUGUUUGCUGUUUUACUUUAGUUUGUAAGGCACAUGGAUUUUGGGAUGAGCUGCCCAAUUUGGAAUGUGGAUCCACAAACUUAAAGAUUUCCUUUCCUUCAAAAGAUACUCAUUUUGUUCUGAGGGCUCUAGACCACAAAGGAAAGGCUCGUAUUCUCCGCAACAACUCAGCAUGUGGUGUUUGGGUGACCCAGCAACCAGGUAGUUCUGUUAAGGUUGGAGCAACUUAUGAUGGGUGCUAUGUAAAAGAAAUGAAUGGAGACCAUGUGAUGACUAUAAUCCUGGAAGAAGCUGUUAAUGGAAAAACUCAACACAAUAAAAAGGAUAUUAAGUGUCCCAUCAUGUCAGCUAUGGAUGCUCCUGCACCCAGCAUGUGUGCUGCUGUGGCAAGACAAGAUAGGCUGUCCUGUGCUCAACAAAGUGUGUCAAGGGAUGUCUGUGAAGGCCUUGGUUGCUGUUUUACUCCUGGUGAUUCUGCAAUGCCCUGCUACUUUGGAAAACCAUUGACUGCUCAAUGCACAGCUAACAGCAGUGUUACAGUAGCAAUUUCCACUGAGCUGACCACGCCAUCACUGAUCUUUGGUUCGGUUCAUGUUCUCAAUGUGAAUCAAACAUCUUGCCCUGGAUUGCAGACAAUGAAGAGCAACGCAUUCAUAGCUUUCAGCUUUCCACUGUCUUGUGGGUCCAUGAAUCGGGUACCUGGGAGCACAAUUCAAUAUGAGAACACAAUUGAGGCAACACGAGACAUAAGGACCUGGGGUGCAGCUUCUAUUACAAGGGACAGUACUAUGAGGGUCACUGUGCGCUGCACCUAUUCCAGAACAGGUGUUGCACCACUGCAAGUUCAGGUAUUCACUCUUCCACCACCUCUUCCAGUCUCCACUACUGGACCCCUUCUCCUGGAAAUGAGGAUUGCCCGAGACCAACAGUACUCUUCAUAUUAUGUUGCUGGUGACUACCCUGUAACGAGAGUGCUCCGAGAUCCAGUCUACUUGGAAGUCCGCAUUCUUCAAAGGACUGAUCCUAAUCUGGUUCUGAUCUUGAAUGACUGCUGGGCUAAUCCCUCUCCUGACGAGACACAACAGCCUCAGUGGCCCAUCUUUGUGAAAAGCUGCCCCUUUCCUGGCGACAACUACCUCACACAGCUUAUUCCUCUUGGCGCUUCAUCUCGGGCAAUUCCAUUCCCAACCCAUUACAACCACUUUUCAAUCAGCACCUUCACAUUUGUGGAUGGAAGAACCCAGCUUGCACUUAGAGGACUGGUGUAUUUUCACUGCAGUGCCUCGGUGUGUGUCCCAUCUGCAUCAGACUCCUGCAUGACUUCUUGUGUGCCCAGAAAGAGGAGAAUGAUUGAGAAGCUAAAUCCAGAAGAAGCUAUGAAGAUAAUCUCCUCUGAUGGACCAGUAAACUUCAUCGCUGCAAAACCUGAUUCCAUUAAAAUGGAAGAUAAUGACUCAAACUCUGGUUUGACACUGGCUGGAGGGGCAGCAACUGCAUCUGUAAUUCUGACUAUAACUGUUGUAACUAGCAUCUGGAUUUACCAUAGAAAAAAUGCUCCCAAAGCCUACACUGUAGAAACUUAA